Jaculus jaculus (lesser Egyptian jerboa) is the source of this 1181-nucleotide messenger RNA. Its product is annotated as lung adenoma susceptibility protein 2-like. Lineage: Eukaryota; Metazoa; Chordata; Mammalia; Rodentia; Dipodidae. The transcript has 3 exons. The record is from RefSeq and is a predicted model, not a curated record.
AUGGCAAAAUCAAACACAAAACCCAGAGUUUGCUCUUGGGAAUCUUCAGUAUCUUCUCUCCUAGCAAGUUGCAGCCUAAGUGGUGACAGUUCUUCCACAUCGGGAGGCUCUUUUCACUAUAAGGAUAAACUGUACAGUUCUGCUUCUCAGGCUCUACAGGCCUACAUUGAUGAUUAUGAUCUAAGCCAAACAGACCACGGUACAAGUACUGGGAAAAUUAACAUUGAUGAAGAGUCUGCUAAUAAGCCACAAUUUUCCAACUACAUGUAUAAACCAAAUAGUGCUCUUGAAAUUCUUGAUAACAAACAUCACUCAAACUCCUUAUCCUAUAGAAGAGAGACUAUUAAUGAUAUGGACUCCAUUAGCCUCACAACUGAUGAUUUGUUAAGACUUCCAUCUGAUGGAUCCCUUUCUUUCACUUGUGUUAGACUGGGUCACCAAACAAGUAAGAAAAACAAAAAAUUCAAUGGAAGACUGGGCUUAUCGGAUAUGAAAAAGAAUCCAAGUUAUUAAGUAUCCUCUACUCCCAUGGGCAAGGAUAACUUAGUUACUCCUGAUGUAUACAUAAAUGGAAAUGGAAAGCAAUGUGGUGAUAAAAUUGAAUUGCUUAUCCUGAAGGCCAAGAGAAAUAUCAAGCAAUGUACUGAAGAAUUGCCAAAGCCUAUGAAAAAGGAUGACAGCCCUUACUCAUUGGAUAAAGUAGAAGCAGAAAGAUCAUGGGAAAAUGUUCGAGUUACUUUCAAAUCUCCUGUCCCGGUUAAUUCUGAUGAUGCUGCUCAACAAAGUUCGAAGGCCAAGUAUGUUAAGGAGGUUCUUGAAGAUUUUUUAAAAAAUGAUAAUCAGGACUCUAUUCUAUCUGGUGGUAAACAUCAUGAUCCUGUUGAAGCCUUGAAACAAAUGUUAUUUAAUCUUCAAGCAGUACAAGAAAGUUUUAAUCACAGCAAAACUAUAGAACCAGAAGAGAUGAGGCAAGUUUCAGAAGAUGAUUUUUCUCAAUUACAGUUGAAGGAAAAUAUGGUUUCUAUUACUAGGUCUCUUCAAAAGGCCUUUCACCAUUUAUCCCACCUCCGAGAACUGGUUGAUGAUACUAAUGGGAAGCAGUCAUCGAAAAUGUGAAGAGGAAAAUAAAACUGUCACCACAAUAAAUAGUCACUACACAGUGAAUUUUUUUUUAUAUUAUC